UCGCCAGUUCUUGUUGAGUUUCCUGGAGGAUCAAAGGUUAAUGCCACCAUAAACAAAGAGGCAUAUGAUAUAAACAAGCUAUACUCUAAUAUGAUCAGCAUUAUUGCUGAUUUGCCUGACAAUAUCUCCAAGACCAUGUUCUGUGCCCGCUUUUACGAUGACAAUAUCUAUUUCGAGGAAUUGUUUGCCUUUGAAGAAAGCUAUUUUAGAAAAAUCCGUAUGUCGUUCUGCUGCUCAACAACACCAAGACUACUUGUCAACUUUACUAGCCAGAUACCUCAAAUAUUGCGUUGGAAAGAAGCCGUUAUAAACCAGAAAUUGCAGUUUCAAGACUAA
Cokeromyces recurvatus is the source of this 336-nucleotide messenger RNA. RefSeq lists its product as uncharacterized. The record is from RefSeq and is a predicted model, not a curated record. The transcript has 2 exons. Lineage: Eukaryota; Fungi; Mucoromycota; Mucoromycetes; Mucorales; Mucoraceae. The annotation marks the transcript as partial.